This is a messenger RNA of Exophiala viscosa, 573 nucleotides long. RefSeq lists its product as uncharacterized. The coding region runs from base 1 to 573 and encodes 190 amino acids. Gene Ontology annotation, biological process: microtubule-based movement. Gene Ontology annotation, cellular component: cytoplasm; cytoplasmic dynein complex. The record is from RefSeq and is a predicted model, not a curated record. NCBI's taxonomy places the organism in Eukaryota, Fungi, Ascomycota, Eurotiomycetes, Chaetothyriales, Herpotrichiellaceae. The transcript has 2 exons. Gene Ontology annotation, molecular function: dynein intermediate chain binding.
AUGGCACAAACAGACAGAAAUCAGCAGAACGGAUCCUCCAUCGAUGCCAUGCUACGAGGUCUAACAGACCGUCCGAAUGUACAAUCGACCUUGAUACUUUCCAGAAGAGAUGGUUCCAUCAUCAGAGCUACCGGUUUUGAUGCAGCAGAGAAACAAAAUAACGCAGGAGGUUACCAAUGGUCUGCCACACAAACCAAGACACCCGUCCAACCAGAGGUCGAGGUUCAGCCUGGGGGAGACGGAGCCGCCGACGGCAAGUUGCAGCUUGUAGAGGUGCUUGCCUCGUCCAUCUUUCAGUUCGUCAACAACGCCGGUUUUCUGGCCACGACUCUAGGUACCACGUCCCGUCAGAUAUUGGGUGCACAAAACACCAACUUCGCCUCAGGAGAGUCUGAAAACAAGGACGGGGCCGCCACCGAAGACGAGAUCGAUAACAAGGCAGAUGAAGAUGAAGUACAGUUGCUCAGGCUUCGGACGAAACAUCAGGAGAUCAUUGUCUUCCCUGAUCCAAACUACAUCUGCUGCGUUGUUCAGCGAAUGGGCAAAGCAGGACACACUGAUAAGAGAAGAUGA